This is a messenger RNA of Zychaea mexicana, 486 nucleotides long. RefSeq lists its product as uncharacterized. The transcript has 2 exons. Lineage: Eukaryota; Fungi; Mucoromycota; Mucoromycetes; Mucorales; Lichtheimiaceae. The record is from RefSeq and is a predicted model, not a curated record. Bases 240 to 479 code for a protein of 79 amino acids.
GUAGUAUACUAACUCAAGGAGCUCUUAUUGCAACUUAAUUUCCAGGGAAGUCCAUUUUUGAUUAUUAUAAAAGUCCGUGGCUUAUACUAUAUAUUACAUUAGUAUCAGAAACAGAGAACAAAGACAUGUUACUCCUCAUGCAUCAAUGUUGUUGUUGAUGUAGGAAGCACAUAUGCAUGUUUGCCAAACUGUUCUGUUCUUUUAUGCAUAACAUACAUGCCUUUGUGAAUUCACCAUAAAUGCGAUUGCCUACGCGAUGCAUGCCUAUCUUCCUCCUUGCUCCGUUGGCAAUGAUCAGCACGGCACGUUCUUUGAUUUCACCAUAUAUACGGCAUCGUCGCCGCCGGUCCACAUGCUCAUGGCAUAUUCCAACAGUAACUGCAACAUUAACAGAAGAACCCAGUGUAAAGAAGACAGCAACAACAGCUCCUCCUUUGCCUAUAAAGAUAAUAAAGAUAAUACUUAUGAUACUCCCUUAAAAACAAG